Messenger RNA from Antechinus flavipes (yellow-footed antechinus), 2817 nucleotides. RefSeq names its product transcription factor 3 (gene TCF3). Gene Ontology annotation, cellular component: transcription regulator complex. The transcript is spliced from 20 exons. Gene Ontology annotation, molecular function: DNA-binding transcription factor activity, RNA polymerase II-specific; RNA polymerase II cis-regulatory region sequence-specific DNA binding; protein dimerization activity. Bases 257 to 2230 code for a protein of 657 amino acids. The record is from RefSeq and is a predicted model, not a curated record. Gene Ontology annotation, biological process: regulation of transcription by RNA polymerase II. NCBI's taxonomy places the organism in Eukaryota, Metazoa, Chordata, Mammalia, Dasyuromorphia, Dasyuridae.
GAAGCCCGCCCGGCCAGACCCCGCCGCUUUUGUCCACGCCGCCUCCGGGCCCGAGGAGCCGGGCUGGUGCAGGACCGGGCGGGCGGGCGGUGUUGGGGGGACGCCGCUGCCGCCGCCGCCUCCGUCUCCGCUGCUGUUUCAUGCCCCCGACCCUCGCGACCCUGGCUCGCAGCUUCCCGCCCGCCGGAUGCGAUUUCUUACCGAGAAGUGUCUCCAGGCCCUCCGGAGCUGUUGCCGCUGUUGAGUCUGUGGGAGUAUGAAUCAGCAGCACAGGAUGGCUGCAGUCGGGACAGACAAAGAACUCAGUGACUUGCUAGACUUCAGCAUGAUGUUCCCGCUGCCAGUAGCCAACGGAAAAUCCAGGCCCACCACGUUGACCAGCACUCAGUUUGGAGGCUCAGGUUUGGAGGAGAGAACAGGCUCUGGGUCAUGGGGAACAUCAGGAGAUCAAAUCAAUUCCUCAUUCGACCAAGGAAGGGCUUACAGUGAAGGUUCUCACUACACAGAGCCCUCUCACAAUAGCAUAUCUUCAACAUCAUUCCUGGGAUCUGGACUUGUAGGGAAGAACAGUGAGAGAGCUUCAUAUUCAGCCUUUGGGAGAGACCCUGGGAUGCCUGGACUCAGCCAGGCCGGCUUCCUGCCCAGUGAGCUGGGAAUCAACAGCCCGAGCACGCUGUCCCCCACAGGGGUCAAGGGAGGCUCACAGUAUUACUCGUAUCCCAACAACCCUCGACGGAGGGCGGCCGACAGCAACCUUGAUGGGCAACCUAAGAAGGUGCGGAAGGUGCCUCCAGGACUCCCCUCCUCGGUGUAUCCCUCCAACUCAGGUGAUGACUAUAGCCGAGACCCCGCGGGAUACCCUUCCUCCAAACCUGCCAGUACUGUGUACCCUGCAGCCUUCUACAUGCCAGAUGGACUACACAACUCCGCGGACCUGUGGAGCCCCUCGGGCACCAUGAACCAGUCCAACUACGCCCCCCCCAUGCUGGGCAGCUCCUCCUCCCCUCUCCCUCAGAGUGGCGGCUUCAGUAACCUACACCAGCAUGAGCGGAUGAACUACCAGAUGCAUUCGGGGGAAGUGAAUGGUGGGAUCCCGUCAGUGUCCGGAUUCUCCUCCGCCACCACUCCCUAUGGUGUCUCCAGCCACACGCCGCCAAUCAGCGGGACAGAGAGCAUCAUGGGUAACAGAGGGACUACAGCUGGUAGCUCUGGAGACGCACUUGGGAAGGCGCUGGCUUCGAUCUAUUCCCCAGACCACUCAAGCAAUAACUUUCCUUCCAACCCCUCGACCCCGGUGGGUUCCCCUCAGGGACUUGCAGGCACUUCCCAGUGGCCCCGAACAGGAGCACCCGGUGCCUUAUCUCCCAGCUACGAAGGAACUCUGCACAAUUUGCAAAACAAGAUGGAGGAUCACUUAGAUGAAGCCAUCCACGUGCUGAGGAGCCACGCUGUGGGGCAGACGGGGGACAUGCACGGCAUCCUGGGGGGCGCGCCGGGGCACAGCGGCGCCGUGGGCACCCUGGGCCAGGCCUUCUCCACCUCCGUCAUGCCCCUGGUGGGGCGGCACUCCAGCCUGGUUGGGGGCAGCCACACGGAGGACGGCCUCCCCAGCAACUCCAGCCUCCUCCACAACCACGUCUCGCUCCCCUCCCAGCCCGGCUCGCUCCCCGACCUCACUCGGCAGCAGGACGCCUAUAGCGGCUUGACGUCGGGGCUGGGGAGAGCCGGCGCUUCUUCAGGAACCAGUGAAAUCAAGAGGGAGGAGAAGGAAGACGAGGAGAACACGUCCGUGGCGGACAACUCGGAGGAGGAGAAGAAGGAGAUGAAGCCGUCUCGGACUAGAACAAGUCAAGAUGAGGAUGAGGAGGACGAACUUCUCCCCCCAGAGCAGAAAGCGGAGAGAGAGAAGGAGAGGCGGGUGGCCAAUAACGCCCGCGAGCGCCUCCGUGUCCGCGACAUCAACGAGGCCUUUAAAGAGCUCGGCCGCAUGUGCCAACUCCACCUUAACAGUGAAAAACCGCAGACCAAACUUCUAAUUCUCCACCAGGCCGUGUCGGUUAUUUUGAACCUGGAACAGCAAGUGCGAGAGCGCAAUCUGAACCCCAAAGCUGCCUGCUUGAAGCGUCGGGAAGAAGAGAAAGUGUCUGGAGUGGUCGGUGAUCCUCAGAUGGCACUUUCGGCCGGUCAUCCAGGCCUGGGCGAUGGUCAUAACCCCGUUGGACAUAUGUAAAGGUCCGCCACCCCAGGAAGCCUUGUGACUCACCCAUCUUCCUAAAACAGAAAAUCCUGGCCCUUCUCCUGCCGACGCCUGUCCCUGAGAUGGGAGACCCUGGCACUCGCCGUAAGGAGCGAUGUUUUGGUUUUGGUUUUGGUUUUGGUUUUUUUUUAAAGAAAAGGGGGAAAAAGAAAAGAAGGAAAGAAAAUAAACACUUCAUCAAAAAAAAAUUGCCUUAAGUAUAAAGAAUGGAAGAGUCAAUACAUAUCACUCAGUUAAGAAGGGGAGACGCUGUGUUAAACUUGGCUUGUUCACAAACAGCCAGCAGCAAAUUGUGCCUAAGCCUCAUAUUUCUGUUUGCUGGUUUUUUUUUUUUUUAAGGAGAGUAAAAGAACAUUAGUUAUGAGAUUUUUUAUGUAGAAGAAAAUAGCGAUACCUUUGGGAUUUUUUUUUUUAAGCUUCUUUUGCGUAUGUUUUGUAAGCGACAAAUUUUUUUGUAUAAAAAAACAAGUCUUGUGUCCCAUGCUUUUCUGCUGCUGUUUCUAUGGUUAAAUGUUGCCUCUCUACGAUCAACCAGAUUAUUAAAAGUUGUAUUAAAAAGA